Archocentrus centrarchus (flier cichlid) is the source of this 4437-nucleotide messenger RNA. It is a transcript of the gene trip6, whose product is annotated as thyroid hormone receptor interactor 6. The record is from RefSeq and is a predicted model, not a curated record. Gene Ontology annotation, biological process: cell-cell adhesion. NCBI's taxonomy places the organism in Eukaryota, Metazoa, Chordata, Actinopteri, Cichliformes, Cichlidae. The transcript is spliced from 11 exons. Gene Ontology annotation, cellular component: focal adhesion; stress fiber. The coding region runs from base 232 to 1947 and encodes 571 amino acids.
AUGCAGUAAGGAGCUGCGGCCGCCGCUGCUGCCGCUGCUACAGGCCUCUGGAUCCGGGACAAAGUAGGUUAACGACGCCGAGGCAGAAAAGAAAGUUUUUUUCGGGACAGCUUUCACUGACCUGUGAACGUUUAGACGGAGGUGUAGGUCGUGUCGGUGUGGCUCAUUUCACACGAUGAGACCGAAGGAAGGAGGAGGCUCACUGUAACGGUACUGUAAAAGACCCCUGCCAUGUCCGGUCCCACCUGGCUGCCACCAAGGACUCUGGACAACUCAGAGCGAGCCAUCCCCCAGAUGUCCCACUCCACUGGUGGACCAAUCUAUCGAGCCCCCAUCAAGAAGGGCACACCUGAUUUCAGACCAAAAUAUGGUCCCUAUGAUCAGAAUGGAGGAGGAGGAGGAGGGAUGGCCAACAGGUACAUGGCAACUGGACCCACAGGUGGACCCAUGCAUCAUUCAUCUGGUGAUCACUAUUACCCUUCUCCACAUGGUCCUAAAGAAGACCGCAGCUGGAGCCCUCACAUGGACAGCUACGAGCUGAUGCACCGUGGUCCUGAAAAGCCAGCGAGCUAUCACUCUAAAAUUGAUGCAGAAAUUGACUCCCUCACGAGUAUGUUAGCUGAUCUGGACAGCCACCCAGAGGACUCCAGCACUCAACUCUAUGACAACGUGCCUUACAACAAAUACCUCUCAGGGGAUCACUACAAGCCUGUACACCAGAGCACUGCCCCUCCUCCGGGUCGCCCAUCCAUGGGCUACAACCCUCAUCCCCAGAACCAAUACCACCCAGCAGCUCCCUACCCCAAUGAGCAUCAGGCACCUCAGUACUCCACCUCCCACCAGCAGGACUACUACACCACUUCAACCCCUAAACCCUACCCUCAGCCCGUCCCAGCAUCCUACACCACUGCGUCCACUCCUACAGGGCCCAGGUUCAGCGUCCAGGUCAAGACUGCGCAGCCAGUCACCUACUCUCAGACAGGGAGGCAGGCUGAACAGGCGUACACUCCACCCCCUCCUCGCCAGCACGUGUCACGACCCCCAGCCCAGACUCAGACAGGUCCCCAGGCCUGGUACCCUCCACAUCCCGGCUCACAGGUUCAGGAGAUGCACUCAGACGGGGGGUACAAGGGGAGCGGCUCAGGGUCUGGAGGAAGAGUUAACCAGGUUCCAGUGUCUAAGAGAGCCAUGGAAAAUAAUCAGACAGGGUCGGGAGCUGCACAGAGUCCUGGUUAUCAGUCAAGCAAGCAGGGGGCAGCAACAACCAGGCCCGAGGAAGAGCUGGAUCGCCUCACCAAGAAGCUGGUGUAUGAUAUGAACCACCCGCCUGCUGAGGACUAUUUUGGUCGCUGCGCCCGCUGUGGAGACAACGUGGUCGGCGACGGCAGCGGCUGUAUCGCCAUGGAGCAGGUGUUCCAUGUGGAGUGUUUCACAUGUAUCACCUGCCACGCACGUCUGCGAGGGCAACCCUUCUACGCUCUCGACAAGAAGAGUUACUGCGAGAGCUGUUACAUUAGUACAUUAGAGCGCUGUUCAAAGUGCUCCAAGCCCAUUCUGGACCGCAUCCUGCGAGCCAUGGGAAAAGCCUACCACCCUCGCUGCUUCACGUGCGUGGUUUGUAACUGCUGUUUGGAUGGCGUGCCCUUCACUGUGGAUGCAACAUCUCAGAUACACUGCAUAGAGGACUUUCAUAGGAAGUAUGCACCGCGCUGCUCGGUGUGUGGGGAGCCCAUCAUGCCCGAGCCGGGCCAGGAGGAGACCGUCAGGAUUGUAGCCCUGGAUCGCAGCUUCCAUGUCAACUGUUACGUUUGUGAGGAAUGUGGUCUCCUGCUGUCGUCUGAAGGCGAGGGUCGAGGCUGUUACCCGCUGGACGGCCACAUCCUGUGCAAGAGCUGCAGCGCUCGCCGCAUCCAGGACCUCUCAGCCAAAAUCUCCACUGACUGCUAACAAAUGUCUGCUCACUCAGCCUUCUCUCCCCCCCCACCCUCACAAAUCCACAGGAUAGACAGCACAUUAUUGAUAGCAGCUUAUUUACUUGCAUUGUUGGUAGAAAAACAUUAAUUUCCCCGUUUAGGUCUGCAGCUGCAGUUGGAGUAACCGCGUCACUGGUGUUCAGCUUUUCCCUCUGUAUCUCCUUUACUCUUUGGUACGUUGUUUGUAACGUUUAGCUCAAUGUUUGUACGACAGUGGCCUGACCUGCAGGCAGCUUGGGCUCCACUUACCAUUCAUCCACACCGGUACUGCCCACGUGUUGAGUUGCACAUUUUUUACCACUUUCAAAGACAAUGAAAGCACAGAUGGAAGUUAACAGAUUUCAGCCUGAAAAUAAGGAAUUUCUGCAGAUAAGGGACACGCACGAUAAUCAGGAUCAUGGUUUGACUGAACCAGUCUAGACAGUAGGCAACGCUUUACAUCAAAAUGCAUAUUAAAAGCACACAAUAUAACAACUGUUACUGUACAUAACAGGAGGGUUUGAGUGAAACUGCUCCCGGUUGUUUUGGAAAGCGCGGAGCCUGUAGUGCAGUGUGCAGUGACGUCAGUAGCCUAAUAGAAGAGGAAAUGUAGACAAGAGGAAUGUUUAGUAAUUUGACAGCUAAUAGCUUCUUUUUCUUUAACACUAGAUUUGUUAGCACAGAUUCUCAUGCUUCUCAACAUUACAGCAUCAUGUUGUUAGUUGCUUAGUCACAGCUUGUAGCAGGAUUUUUUUUUUUUUCUGCCAUUUGUGAAUGUCUACAAAACACUCUUUGUUUAAUGCUUGUUUGCUACUUGACAUGUUACAUUGAAAAUGACGGUGCAAUGAAGUCUGACUCUCACUUUGUCUAAUGGAAAGCAGGGUGUGGCUCACUUAUGAGGCAUCCUGCUGUGCAAAGCUUGAGCCUCAUAUAAAGAGUUUGUAUAUGUGCCAUUUGGGGAAAUGUAUAAAAAAAAAAAAAAAAAGCAUUAAAAAUAUGAUGCUCUGUUUAAAGGGGUAAAUGGCUUACAGCUUAUUGUUAUGGCGCGUUCACACCAAACUGUAAGCAAGGCUUUCGCUCAAUGUGAUUGCAGAUCCAGCGGGAUUGCAAUGACUGCAGGUACUCUCCCAGUGCCAAUGACAAUCAGGACAAGCUUACGGAAGCCUUUUGCGGGCUGCUGAAUCUUUGUUUGAACUUAGCUUGUAUGUAGAAGCUGGAAAAAAUGGAGAGGGCUUGGAGAAAAAGCGCUAUCGUAGGAUUUCAUGGAAAGUUCUGCAAAUUUAUUUCUGUAUCUUGAUCCCAGCCAUCAGCUGUACUCCCUCCUCAUCUUGUUGAUUGACGGGUUAACGAUCCGGCUACAUUUAUGUGAGUGCCGCGAAGCUUUUGUUUCUCGUUUGGUGUGAAGGCACCAUUAGGGGGUGAUGAAUGUUAAAUUUAAAGGGGACCUAUUAUGCUUUAUAGCAGCUCUGUAUUUUUAGUCUUGGACUCUAUUAAAGUGGCUUUGCAUGAUUCACAGUUAAAAAAAAAAUUAUCUAAAAGUUCUGAGCUGUUUUUGCUCCACCCCUUUUAAAGCAGCUCUUCUGAUUGGCCUCCCUUCACAAACAGUAGAUUUUGACCAGCAGGUGGGUGGGGCUAGUGUGCUUAUGAUAAACCCCUCUCCAUGACAUCAUAUACAGCUAAGAGCGGGAAAAAAAUUGGUCUGAAACUGAGUGUUUAUUUAAACUUUGGCCUUUUUUAAAAAAAAAAUAUGAGCACAGAGGAUUGUAACAGUGUAUAUAUGACAAGGAAAAACAUAAUAGGUUCCCCUUCUUUUUAAGGUGAGCUUGGUUUUGGAUUGCAGCUCUUCACCUGUGGAGACAAAGUAGUCAUACUCUGAGCCUUUGGAGCUACAGUAUUUGUUAUAAUUGUGUUUAACCUCUUGUCUCUCCGUCCGCAUUUUGUACGUGUUUAACUUAAAGGGCUCGAAAUGUGAAAGCCUUACCUCAAGGAUGUCAUUCAGCUCCAUAACAGUCCUGAUUUGAAACUGUUUUUGUGUGUGUGUGUGUGUGUGUGUGUGUCUGAAUUCUGCUUUUGUUUUGGUGACACAACAUGAUCACUUUAAACCACUUCAGAGUUGUCAUCUCAUGUUAAUUUAUCUCAUAAUGUACAUACUGUGUCAGCACUAAUCUGCUUUUGAAACAUUUCAUAAUGCUUACGUGUCAUUUCGUGCCAACUUGUGCGACGCCCCCUCGGAUGUUGCAGUUUUUGUCUCCAUUUCGGUCACCUGGUACAAUCAUUGUCAUGCAUUCAGAUUAAAAUGCUGUGAUUUGAGGCUUUUUGAUUAAAGUCCACUGUACUGCAGCAGACUUUAUUUAGAGUGAACGUUAUUGAAACCAAAAACGCAGAUGGCUAAACGGACAGCAGGACAUGUGGACCCAAGAGUGGCUUUUUCUCCUUUUGCAGGCUGUAGGUGCAUAAUUAAAAUUUAUACCCUCAGUUGUCCUCA